CUUGAUAAAAGGGCCCUUCCCAUACUAGUACUCCGUACCCAGCACCUCCUCGGCAAAGUACCGUCGAGGUAUAAAUUGGAGAAGCUGACCAACCCAUGAGCACCCCAGACUCUCCGUCAUUCUGACACCUACCCAACACAGAACGAUAAGUGACAACCAUGGCGGAUCCUUUGAAGGUACUCGACGAUGCAAACUGCUACGCCGGCACGUCAUCCGUUUCCCGAAAGAUAUACCCAAUCGCUGGGAUACUUACCACGGUCUACGGUCUUGACGAACUUCCGGAGCAAGCCUCCGAGAUUACCUGUCUCUGGCUGUUGCAUCAUAGAGGGGCAACCCAAGAGCGCAUGGCGGGCAUUGCUAUGACCAUCAUCGCGAACUGGAACGCCACGAUCCACGAUGCUCGUGCCAGUCCCAGCCAACAAGUCAAGGGUCUCAUCGCCGUCGCAUUCGAUCAAAGAAAUCAUGGGACAAGGUUGGUGGAGCCGCUGGCCAACGAAGCAUGGAGACAAGGAAAUCCUCGACAUGCGCAAGAUAUGUUCUCCAUCUUUCAGGGCACCGCACGAGACGUAUCUCUUCUGAUCGACUACCUCCCAUCUUUUGUGUGCCCCCAAUCUGACCGCAAGAUCUCCGAUAACCUGGUGUUGGGGGUCUCUCUGGGUGGGCAUGCAGCAUGGAGCUGCAUUCUGCAUGAACCCCGCAUAAGCGCCGGGGUCAUCGUCAUUGGCUGCCCUGACUACGUAAGUCUUAUGGCGGACCGUGCAAGGCUGUCGAAGUUACCGUCUUGGACAAACAGCGACAUCCCCGGAUCCCAGUUCCUAGGCUCCGAAGCGUUCCCCUCUUCCUUGGUGGAUGCAGUCCGCAAGUAUGACCCGGCGAGCCGGUUUUUGAGCCAUGUGAGUUCGAAGCCAGACAUGGGUUCUCUUCACACCGGGCCAUUACCAGAGCCGACGGAGAGUGAGAAGGCUGCAUUGCGACCACUCCUGGCGCACUGUGUAGCUGGAAAACGCAUUCUUAACCUGUCAGGCGGCAAAGACAAGUUAGUACCAUACCAUCGUGGGGAGGCAUUCUUGACUUGGUGGAAACAGGCGAUUGCUCCAAGUGGUUGGUUUGCGGACGGUGCAGUUACCUUCGAGGAUCUUAUCGAUGACGAUGCCGCCCACGAAAUGACCCCAAAAAUGUUCAUUGAGGCGGUGCGAUUCAUUUAUGAAACCCUGGAAGCCAGUAGCAAUCCACUAGAAAAGGUGGGGUCGGUGCGCGAAUCAAAGAUCUAGAACAUUGCUGCCCGUUGGUGUACUACUGCCGUUUCAUAUAGGUAGAGAGGAUUAGACAUGUCGUUCAAAGAAUCAUCGGGCCAUUAUUGGCCCACUGCAACUAGCAAGGUUUACUGAUAUGCAGAUAAAAGGGCCUUUAGUAGAUCCUGUCACAGGACGAUGCAGC
Molecule: messenger RNA, 1437 nt
Organism: Aspergillus sclerotioniger CBS 115572
Lineage: Eukaryota; Fungi; Ascomycota; Eurotiomycetes; Eurotiales; Aspergillaceae
Exons: 2
Coding region: 159-1271 (370 amino acids)
Source: RefSeq, a predicted model, not a curated record